Molecule: messenger RNA, 1286 nt
Organism: Spirodela intermedia
Lineage: Eukaryota; Viridiplantae; Streptophyta; Magnoliopsida; Alismatales; Araceae
Source: the annotation of a GenBank genome assembly
AUGGGCGGGUAUGGGGAAGCAGAGGCGGAGGAUCUGUCGGCUUCGUCUACCUUGGUCCACUUCGACCGUCCGUUGCCUCUCCUGAGGGUGCCUCUGCUCGCCGGCGCCUCCGAUGAUCCCUCUGCUGGCCCCUUCGUGCUUGCUUUCCGGGACGCCGACUCGUGGAGAGCCGCAUUUCGGAGCACUGAGGCCAGGGUGGUCGAACAAUGCGAGGUCUCCAUCUCUCCCCUGUUCCGUGUUUCAAUCUGUUUUUGGUUCUGGAGGACGGAGGGUAGGGUUUAUCACUUCUGUGAAAUUCUGGGAAAGGGUGAUCAGAGUUAGUAUGAUUUCAGUUUUGGGGAAGAACAAGGCUGGAUGGGUUAUAUAGAGCACGAAGUCCACCUGGUCUUCAGCGUUCGGUACUCCCAUGGUUUUUGAGUGAAGAGCUUGUGAUCCGUGGUCUUUACCCGCAGCUGGCCGAGCUGGCUGGCUGGAGCUUUCGCCAGGCAGUAAGUUAAUCAGCGGCGCAAAUCAAGUUGAGCUAAAAACCAGCUUCCGGCUGCUUAGUCUGAGCCACUGGAAUUGAUGGUGCUCCACAUAUCCCAUUAUAUCAGCCCUUUGCCUGGAGAAGCUGCGUUAAUUCAUGACAUGAUCUUUCAUAGGCCGCUGACCCACUGUUCAUAUGCUCGAUGAUCCAUAUUUACCCCAUCGAUGGGUUCCUCUCUCUAGAAUUUUUUUUUUUCUAUCUUUUCUAGUUUUCUCUACCAAGAACAGCUUUUUGCAGAAGUAUCCGUUGACUCAUUCGUCCUAAUCCACCCACCCAAAGCUAAGAUAAUGCCAGCCGAUGAUAACACCGCUUGAGCAGAUCUUUGAUGUUCUUUUUUUUUGGUUUGAGCUGCUAAUAUUUUUUUCUUGCACAAUCAGACUGCAAAUGGUAUGUGACCUCUGUUUGCUAAAGCCAGGCUGGGGCGCGGGUUGGGUGCUCCCUCAGUGCAUCAAAGAAGUGCAGUCCUCCCUGGUGGAAGACCCUGCUGGGCCUCAGCAGCGUUGACUUUGCUGAGAGGGAGAAGUGCGAAGAGCGUGAGAUGGCGGCCUGCCUUGAGGCUUCCAGGGGGCCCUGCUCUCGCUUUGCCAGGGAGAAGUGCUUGCCUGCCUUCAGAGAUGCGAGGAUCUCUUCUGUAGGUCCCACCGGGUUUCCACAAUUGGGAUCUGAGAACCCGAAGCUGGAACCCAUUGACCAGACCAACUACAGGGGAAGUGCCCUUUUGGAGGAGAUAUUCACAGAGAUCGUCUCGAGCAGGAGCUAG